GAAAGAGGGUCAGUGGGAGUGUAACUAUUGCCUAGUGAGGAAUGAUGCCUCAGCAACUGAAUGUGUUUGUUGCAAAACCCCCUGCAACACUGAUAAAAGUAAUGCAGCAUCGCAAGGUGGGUUAGCUGCCAUGUUUGGUAAAAAAGAUGGACAGUGGGAUUGUGACACUUGCCUGAUAAGAAAUAUAUGUUCAUCCAGCCAUUGUGUUUCAUGUCAGACACCAAACCCAAAUAUGAAAAACAAGGUCUCUGCUGCACCAUCAGGUUCCUCUUUUACCUUCAGUUUUGCCAGUUCUAGCAGCCAAUCUGCUGCAAAAGCCAAGUUCAAUCCAAGUGCUGCUUUUCAGCUUGGUGCAAGUAAGGAUAAGGCAUCAUCAGAAGGCAUCAAGUUUGAGUCCUCUACAAGUGAGGCUGAAAAGUCAUCAAGCAGUUCAAGUUUUUAAUUUUCAAUGCUGGCGCCUGUUGAUGGAUUUAACUUUGGGAUUGCAAAAGCUGAGGCAAAACCAUCAGACAGACAGUCUGCAUCUGACCUCAAAAAUAUUGCUGAGCUUCACAAAGAGAAAGUAAAAGAGGCAGCCCCGAGUUCCUCAGAUCAGUCUGUAGAUGCUGAUAGUCAUGAUAAUAAUCCCCUCGUUACUGGUAAGCCUAGCACCUUUAGUUUUGCUGACUUGGCAGAGUCACAAGGUAGUUUUCAGUUUGGCCAAAAGGAUCCCACUUCCAAAGGCUUUGCAGGGGCUGGCGAGAAGUUCUUUACAGGGUUUCAUUCCAGCCCUAAGGCCGACACCUCUGGUGAUCAAGAUGAUGAAAUGUACAUAACCGAGGAGAAUGAUAAUAUUCAGUUUGAGCCCAUUGUUCAGAUGCCAGAGAAGAUUGAUCUUGUGACAGGAGAAGAAGAUGAGAAAGUCUUGUAUUCACAGCGUGUCAAGCUCUUCAGAUUUCAUACAGAAACAAGCCAAUGGAAAGAAAGAGGAGUCGGCAACCUUAAACUGCUCAAGAAUAACCAAAACGGGAGACUGCGAAUUCUUAUGAGGAGAGAGCAGGUGUUGAAAGUGUGUGCUAAUCAUUGGAUCACAACCACAAUGAGCUUAAAGUCCCUGACUGGGUCAGAUCGAGCCUGGAUGUGGCUGGCCAAUGACUUCUCAGAUGGAGAUGCCAAAAUAGAACAACUUGCUGCAAAAUUCAAAACACCAGAGCUUGCCGAAGAGUUCAAGCUGAAAUUUGAGGAAUGUCAGCGACUGCUUUUGGAUAUUCCUUUGCAGACCCCUCACAAGCUCGUGAACAUUGGCAGAAUGGCCCAGCUUAUACAGAAAGCUGAAGAAAUGAAAUCUGAUCUUAAGGACCUCAAAGCAUUUUUGACGUAUCAAAACAAGGGUGACGAAAGUAGCAAUGCAGGUCACAGUACCUCUGCAGUUGUAGUCGGGCUUGACUCUGACAGCACCGUACCCACUUUAGAAUGGGAUAAUUACGAUUUGCGAGAGGAAGCACAUAAGGACUAUGCCAACUCCUCUGUGCAUGAUACCCCUUCGCAGCCAGAUCCAAUAUUCUGCUUUGGCGAAUCAACCACAGGCUUUAGUUUCAGUUUUCAGCCUAUGCUCAGUCCCUCUAAGUCUCCAUCAAAGCUUAACCAGAGUCAGGCUUUUGUUGGCACAGAUAAUCAACGAGAAGCAUUGCAGGAAGAAAAGCUAGAUGGUCCGUACUUUGUGCCUGUUGUGCCACUGCCUGAUCUUGUUGAGGUCUCAACAGGAGAGGAGAAUGAACAAGUCCUUUUCAGUCACCGGGCCAAAUUAUACCGCUAUGAUAAAGAUCUUAGUCAGUGGAAAGAAAGAGGUAUAGGAAACCUUAAAAUACUACAACACUAUGAAACAAAGCGUGUCAGACUCGUGAUGAGACGGGACCAGGUCCUCAAACUGUGUGCAAACCAUUGGAUUGCUGCAGAUAUGAAGCUUGAGCCCAUGAAUGAAGCCGAGAAAGCGUGGAUCUGGAGUGCCUUUGAUUUUGCUGAAGGGCAGGGCAAGGUGGAACAGUUAGCAAUCCGAUUUAAACUUCAGGAAACUGCAAAUGCUUUCAAAGAAGUCUUCGAAGAGGCAAAGACUGCACAGGAAAAAGACACUCUACUCACCCCAUUUUCUGCAAGAGUACCUUGCUCCACCCAAGACAUGCUUUGUGGCAAGUCUGGGGCAAAGCUUGGCAUUCAAAGCACUGUGGUCUCUCCUCCUAAGUUUGCUUUUGGAUCAGACUCUGUGCAGAAAAUCUUUGGAAGCCCUUCACCAUCAAGAGAAAAAUCUUAUAUAAAAAAUAAAAUUGUACCUCUUUGUUUAGCUCAUGGCUGUCCAACCCUGCUCCAAACACACUUGCCUGCAGUUCUCAAGUAGUCCUAAAGAUUAUGAUUAACUGGUUCAGGUGUGUUUAGCCAAGACUGGAGUUAAACACAUCUCUGAUUUAAGUUCUAGAUAUUUUUUGAGGACAUUCUUUACAUUAAUCGUCUUAUUGUGCAGUUUAUUGGUGUAUGUUGCCUCUGAAAUUUACAGCCGGUGUCAUUUAAGCCCAUAUUUCUGUCGUAUAGAAACUGAUUUUCAUUCAAUCAGUUAGUAAGAUGGAUUUAUCCUGAUCUUGGCGGCACACAGUGGUUUCUGUAUGAGAAACCAAAAGGAGAUUCAGCGAGAAGUGUUUGUUGAAUAUUCACUUUUGAGUGUUAUCAAUAAUUCUGUAUACUGCAGUAAAUAUAU
Messenger RNA from Labeo rohita (rohu), 2725 nucleotides. RefSeq names its product E3 SUMO-protein ligase RanBP2-like. Gene Ontology annotation, molecular function: GTPase activator activity. Gene Ontology annotation, biological process: NLS-bearing protein import into nucleus. NCBI's taxonomy places the organism in Eukaryota, Metazoa, Chordata, Actinopteri, Cypriniformes, Cyprinidae. Gene Ontology annotation, cellular component: nuclear pore; cytoplasm. The transcript has a single exon. Bases 449 to 2371 code for a protein of 640 amino acids. The record is from RefSeq and is a predicted model, not a curated record.